UGAAUAUGCAUUGAAAUGAGCGAGUGCAGAAGCAUUUUUCCGAUAAGAAACAUAUAGUUGUAGAUUUCCAUUUUAUUCUCAAUUCAUCUUCAUCCAACUCUAGAUGCUAUUUUAGUAACGAAACACUUGUAUAAUUCACGUACAUGUGAACGAAGCUGAAGAUUUGGAAAAUCGCAAUUUGAUCAUUCUGGCGCAUGAUGCUUCCCACCAAUCUCUACGGAGCGCUCCUAUCAUGCACGAUAUACCUCCACGCGGUAUUCGCAGUGAUGCCAACCUGCGACAACGAAAUCUACUGUAAGGGGAACCUGUUAAAAACUGUGCAGAUGUCCAGAAUAUUCCCAGACUCCAAGACCUUCGUCGACAUGGAGAUGACACGAAGCCCCUCUGACGUCAUGAAGAAUUUCAACAGCUUGAUGUCCUCCACCAACAACCAUCCAUCUCGAUCCCAAAUUAAAAGUUUCGUCCAGGAUAAUUUCCAGCCUGGAAACGAGCUGGAAGAUUGGAAAUUGCCGGACUUCGACCCAAAUCCUCCAUUCCUUAGGAGGAUAAAGGUGCCAGAGUAUAGGAAAUUCGCGAAAGAUUUGGUGCAACUUUGGGCCAACUUCAGCAGGAUCCUCAAGCCUGACGUCUUCAAGGAACCUGAGAGGUAUUCCAUUAUACCAGUUUCGAACGGUUUCGUCAUUCCUGGGGGAAGAUUCAGGGAAUUUUACUACUGGGACUCUUAUUGGAUUAUCAAGGGUCUUCUAGCGAGCGGAAUGCACCAAACUGUUAGAGGUAUGAUAGACAAUUUCCUAUCGAUGGUAGACAGAUAUGGUUUCGUACCAAAUGGUGGUAGGAUUUACUAUCUCAACAGGUCUCAACCUCCACUCCUCAACCUAAUGGUUCACGAGUAUCUCAAGGCGACAAAUGAUAUACCGUGGUUGAAGAAAAACGUGCACCUAUUGCAAGAAGAACUCAAAUACUGGCUCAAAACACAAACAAUAACUUUCACUUAUAACAACGCUAAACACACCCUAGCUCAAUACGCAGUGGAUGAUCCAUCGCCAAGACCUGAAUCCUACAGCGAAGAUGUUAAAACUUGCUCUGUGAGAAAAUCUGAUGAGGACAUUAAAAACUGUUAUAAGGAUUUGAAGAGUGGUGCAGAAACGGGCUGGGAUUACAGUUCGCGAUGGUUCAUCGAUAAUCGUGGGUCAUACGGCAAGAAUUUGAGUGAAAUCCAGACCAGAAUGAUCAUCCCUGUUGAUCUCAAUAGCUUCUUAGCCCAAGCCUUCAAACUGGUCUCAACUUUUUCGUACAUUGCAGGUGAUUCAGAUUCCCAUCAGUAUUGGCUCAAUCUCCAUCUGUCGUGGAAACAAAGCAUCCAAGAUGUACUGUUCAACGAAACGGCUGGCAUCUGGUUUGAUAUGGAUAGGAAGAGGCUCAGACACAGAACUGGCUUUUACCCAAGUAACCUUGCACCCCUAUGGUCGGAACUUUAUGAAGAAACCUCACUGGGAGAUCUGGCAGUUCAGUACCUCCAAAAAGAAGGUAUUUUCGAAUAUCCCGCUGGUGUUCCCACAUCUCUCCUGAACACUGGUGAACAGUGGGACCUUCCAAACGCUUGGCCACCCUUACAGUCCAUUGUAAUCAUGGCGCUGAAGAGGUCGGGUAGCCCCAAAGCGCUUGGAGCCGCCAGGGUUUUGGCUAAGAAAUGGAUAGACAACAAUUUGCUCAUCUACAAACGUACCUGCUUCAUGUACGAGAAAUAUAACGCGGAAUCUGUAGGGGUUGUUGGAGGGGGCGGGGAAUACAGCAUCCAAACAGGGUUUGGGUGGACAAACGGAGAAAUUUUCGAGCUCAUCGAAGAGUUUUACAGUAAGUAGAGUCGAGUUGAACUGGACAGGUAUGGAAGCAAGAUCACGAAGUGUCAAGCAUCAUUUUCGUUUAUUUUUAAGCUGUCAUUCUAGUUUGUUAGGAAUAAAGAUGAUUGAAACAUGA
Coccinella septempunctata (seven-spotted ladybird) is the source of this 1977-nucleotide messenger RNA. Its product is annotated as trehalase-like. Gene Ontology annotation, molecular function: alpha,alpha-trehalase activity. The transcript has 4 exons. Gene Ontology annotation, biological process: trehalose catabolic process. Lineage: Eukaryota; Metazoa; Arthropoda; Insecta; Coleoptera; Coccinellidae. The record is from RefSeq and is a predicted model, not a curated record. The coding region runs from base 195 to 1862 and encodes 555 amino acids.